AUGAAAUACCCUAUUUGUAUCCACAGAGAGAUGGCUGAGAAGACUAUGAUGGAUGCCCUGACUGAGUUGAGAUGCCACUUUACGUGGGAUUUGCUGAGAGUGGACAACAUAGAUUUGCCUGAUUUAGAAAACAGAAUCCAGGAUGAAAUUGAAUUUCUGGACACAAAAUUCAAUUCAGCAAUUUACAACACAUUGGCUUAUGUGAAGUAUGUAAUAGGUCAAAGUGAGGAGGCUCUUGAAAGCUUGAGAAAAGCUGAAGAAUUGAUCUUGCAGCAUCAUGGUGACAAAGCAGAGAUAAAAAGCUUUGUGACCUGGGGAAACUAUGCUUGGAUCCAUUAUCACAUGGGUGAAUUGCCCAAAGUUCAGUUUUAUCUGGACAAGGUGGAAACAAGUUGUAAGAGGCUUUUAAGUCCCUUCCGCUAUAAAGUGGAACUUCCAGAAAUUGACUGUGAGAAAGGAUGGGCAUUGCUCAAGUUUGGAAAGGAGUAUUAUGAAGAAGCCAAAGUUUGUUUCCAAAAGGCCCUGGAAUCGAAGCCUGAUGACCCUGAAUUUAACACUGGAUUUGCAAUCAGCGUGUUUCGUCUGGAUUUACAAGAGGAAUAUGAUCGUAAUAUUUCUCUAAAACCACUAAGAAAAGCAGUCAGACUCAACCCAGAAGAUGCUUACCUUAAAGUUCUUCUUGCACUGAAGCUCCAGUCUUUUCAUCAAGAUGAGGAAGGAGAAAAAUAUCUAAAGGACGCCUUAAUUAGCAAGACAUCACAACCCUACAUCCUUCGCUAUGCAGCCAAAUUUUACUGCAGAAAAGGGUAUCCAGAUGAAGCUAUUGAUCUCUUACAAGCUGCUCUGGAAAGAACUCCAACUUCCAAUGUCCUGCAUGAUCAGAUGGGAUUUUGUUACGAGGCAAAAGUUAAUCAAAUCAAAAAGGCUACCAAUUACAAGCCACGAGGCAGGGAUAGACAAGAUCUUGAGAGAGCAAUUCAAUUAGCUAUAUUUCAUUUUAAAAAAUCAAUAGAGAUUAGACCCACAUUUGAGUUAAGUUAUUUAAAAUUGGGUGACAUGUAUGCAGAAGCAGGUGACUAUGACAAGGCAAAAGAAAGCUACCUGGAAGUUCUGAAUCUGAAAGAAAUUCAAGAUAAGACAAGGCAAGAAGUCUACUUUCACCUCGGCCGCUUCAAUGAGUUUCAUAAGAGAUCUGAGGCUGAUGCUCUCGCCCAUUACUUGGAAGCUUUAAAAAUAGGCAAAGGAAAAUCAUUGAUGGGAAAACGCCUUCCAAAUGCUGUGGAGAAAUUAGCUAAAAAGCGUCUUCAUCGAAACAAGUCAGAUGUAGAGAGUUUGAGUCUCUUGGGGUUCAUCCAUAAGAUGAAAGGAGAAACAGAAAAAGCCUUAGAGCUGUAUGAGGCAGCCCUGGAAUUGGGCUCCUUCCCCUCUGCCUCCUGGAACACCUCUCUUCCUUGAAGAUACUGCCCAAGCACCAACUUCCAAUUGAAGUCAUUCCUAAUGCCUUCAGCUGCUUGUGCUUUCUUUUCUCUCCAAACACCUUGCAUUUAUGGGGUUUAUUUGGGUCUGUUCUGUUCAUAUUCAUUUGGUAUAUUUUUUCAUGUUGAUUUGUCUAUUAGCAUGCAAACUCCUUGAGAAUAAGGAUUAUUUCAUUUGUUGGAUUUGCAUCCCAGAUAUCUAGUACAGCGUCUGGUACAUACAUAGUAGGCACAUAAUAAAUGUCUGUCAAACUGACUGUUGACUGAUUGAUUAAUGGAUUAAUUAGCUACUGGAAAUAAAGGGUUCUAUCAGCAGUGCCGUGAUAGAUUGUUUUCUCUUUAAAGCUUCCUUUUGUGAAUUCAGCCCCAAGGUGUAAUAACAGCCAUUGCCUGCUUUAACUACUAACAAAACUGAAAGUCAAUAUUAUAUAACUGAUAGAAAAUGAGUGUGGAAGGCAGUAACACCAAAUCCUCCUCCUGGCACCCACUGGUUGUAUGAUCCUGUCCAAAUCAUUUCACUUUUGGGGUGUCUAGGCCAUUCUCUGAGAUUAAAUGUAUCAGUGAAGAUAAUGUAUUUAUCUGUGUUGGUAGAGGAAGUUUUUUCAUUUGGGAAUCCCUAAUAUAAGUGAAAUCAUAGAACUAGUCUUUAUGCAAUAGAACUGCUUUCUAUGAAUACUUAAUAUUAUUUACUAUUGUUUAACUCAGCACCAGAGACAUAGUGUUGUGAAAAGUGAGCUAGAUUUAAGGAAAUAAGAACUGGAUUCAAAUUCCACCAUCGUGUUGUCAUCUGAGAAAGAAGGCAAAGAACUAGAUGAUCUCUACAGACCCUUCUAGCUCUAAAGCUUUGUUUCUGUGAUACUAAUAAAUUGAUGGUAUAAAGUUUAUUGUUCAUAAUAAAUGGCUGCUCAACCACCA
Messenger RNA from Gracilinanus agilis (Agile Gracile Mouse Opossum), 2390 nucleotides. Its product is annotated as interferon-induced protein with tetratricopeptide repeats 1B-like. The transcript has a single exon. The record is from RefSeq and is a predicted model, not a curated record. Bases 1 to 1455 code for a protein of 484 amino acids. Gene Ontology annotation, cellular component: cytosol. Gene Ontology annotation, molecular function: protein binding; RNA binding. Lineage: Eukaryota; Metazoa; Chordata; Mammalia; Didelphimorphia; Didelphidae. Gene Ontology annotation, biological process: defense response to virus.